AUGUGGCGGCUAGAGAGGAGCAGGAGACUGACCUGGACGAGGUGUCAGCGGGUCAGGGCGUCCUCCUCCGCAUGUAAAGGAAACGCCGCCACUUGUUGCCGGAAUGAUGACACAUGCGCGUUGUGGUGUCAAGAGCGGUGUAUCGUGAUGCUCCUCCUCCCUUGCGGUUCAUUCACUGAGAAACCCUCUUGGAUGGAUCGUAAGGAUGACUCAGAGGGUACUUGGGUCGUUCCCAUGGCUGAGUACUACACAACGGUGUAG
Microthlaspi erraticum is the source of this 261-nucleotide messenger RNA. The record is from the annotation of a GenBank genome assembly. NCBI's taxonomy places the organism in Eukaryota, Viridiplantae, Streptophyta, Magnoliopsida, Brassicales, Brassicaceae.